CCUCACAUGGGGACUUAUUAGAUAACACAUUUGUGUAUGAUUUAAAUGUAAAUAGCUGCAUCAGAAAGUGCCAAAAGUAGCUUUAUACACAACCAAAAUCAACAGUGUGUCACUUCCAGUGUUUAUCGGUAUUUUGCAGUAAUGCUCCAGCUCUCGGCUAAAAGCUACAGUUUCUCCUCCACUCCCGCCUCCCCAUUGGCGGAGCGGGGUCAGCUGACUUUGUCAUAUUGUCUCUGAGCGAGCCAAGCCUCGGCUAUAACACUCGGCUUUGUGCGUCUUAACCGGAGAUUGCAAAUUAAUAAUAUUGCAUCCUCCAAGUGUAUAGCGGAGAGGCAGAAAAAGUCGCGGUGGGUUACAGAGUGGGGGCUUAAAGGAGCAAGGGAGGGGGGGUAAAAAAAAAAAAAGACAGAAGAAGAGCUUUGCAGGAGAAAGGUGUGGUUGUCUGACACAAGCGGGAGGGAGAUUUACUAGGAAGGGAGCGAUAAAGAAGUGGGGAGAGUUGGAGAAGAAGGGUUACAAGGCAAGGUAUGAAUUCUUAUUUCGCAAACCCGUCGCUCUCCUGCCAUUUAUCCGGUGGCCAAGAGGUUUUGCCCAACGUGCCCAUCAACUCCAGCACCUAUGACACAGUCAGACAUUUCUCGUCCUACGGAGCGGCGGUGACGCACCAGAACCAUCGGAUAUACGCGCCUUUCUACUCGCCUCAAGACAACGUGGUGUUCGGCUCGGGCCGGACUCAGUAUGACUAUGGAUCAAACGUCUUCCUGCAGGACAAGGACGUGCUGCCCAGUUGCAGGCAAACUAACAUGCACGGCGCGCAGAGCCACAUCGGCCAAGACUACACGUUGGAGCAGAGCCGGGCGGCCCAGGAGCAGAAGAGCAACGUCCCGAUCUACCCGUGGAUGCAGCGCAUGAACUCACACAGCGCAGGAGUGGGCUACGGGACGGACCGACGCAGGGGACGUCAGAUCUACUCCCGCUAUCAAACAUUGGAGCUGGAGAAGGAGUUCCACUUCAACCGCUACCUGACCAGGCGCAGACGCAUCGAGAUUGCCAACGCGCUUUGCCUGACCGAGCGCCAGAUCAAGAUCUGGUUCCAGAACCGGCGCAUGAAGUGGAAGAAGGAGAGCAACCUGACCUCCACGGUGCAGGCCGGCGCGGGGGGCGAAUCCACGGCGGCGUGCACGACGACGACGCAGGACGAGGACCGCGGUGGCGCAGUGGAAGAAUGCAAAGAGGAGGAUGAUGAGAAGAAGGAAUAGCUGCAGAUUAAAAAAAAAUGCAACCCCAACAUUACUACCUAAAAAAAUGGAGCUGAAAGGGACGACACUGCAUGACUGCCCCCUCCUCUCUGUGUCAUGACAACAAAAUCAUUUCAGCCACAUUAUGAACCCUCUUAUGGAUCACUUUUGUUUUUUUGUUGUUAAUGUUGUUUUUUUUACCUUGUAAGUGCCACACUUGUAUUGUGCAAAUAAUAAUUAUAAUAAAAAAACCCGAAGUAUUAA
Molecule: messenger RNA, 1502 nt
Organism: Nerophis ophidion (straightnose pipefish)
Lineage: Eukaryota; Metazoa; Chordata; Actinopteri; Syngnathiformes; Syngnathidae
Gene: hoxc6a
Product: homeobox C6a
Exons: 2
Coding region: 528-1259 (243 amino acids)
Biological process (GO): anterior/posterior pattern specification; regulation of transcription by RNA polymerase II
Cellular component (GO): nucleus
Molecular function (GO): RNA polymerase II cis-regulatory region sequence-specific DNA binding; DNA-binding transcription factor activity, RNA polymerase II-specific
Source: RefSeq, a predicted model, not a curated record